Messenger RNA from Penaeus vannamei (Pacific white shrimp), 483 nucleotides. Lineage: Eukaryota; Metazoa; Arthropoda; Malacostraca; Decapoda; Penaeidae. The record is from RefSeq and is a predicted model, not a curated record.
AUGAAGGAAGAAGGUAGACACACGAGGAAGAACGGACACAGGGAAGAGAAGGACGUGCAUUCCAGCCCCGAGGAAGACGAUAAAAGACUAUUUCCAAUGAAGAGCCCCACAACCCCCGCCGACUCCUACAACCGCCACAACCACCACCGCCGAGACCGCCACAACCCCUCGGAACCCCACCAACAACCCCAACAGGAACACCACGCCCACCCCCACCAUGAGCACCGCCCGAGUCGAUCCCAGAGUCCCCCUCAGGACUACCAACAGCUGAUCCUUCACCAGCUGCGGUUCCUUCGGCUGCUCCUCCUGCUGGUGGUGCUCCAUCAGGCGGGCGCCCUCGGCUGUCGCAUCUCGGAGUUCACCUGCAGUAACUACGAGUGCGUGCCCACCGAUGCCUACUGCGACGGGGUCCCUGACUGCGCCGACAGGAGUGACGAACCGAGGGACUGCUCGCGUGAGUAUGGUGUUCAUGUUUGGUGUUAG